AUUUAUUUUAACAGCGAUAAAAUAUAUCACACAGCAAAAAGUAUGCAAUAUGCGAAAUGGUUAUUUAUUAGUGUGGAACUCCUAUUCUUUGUACAUAGUGGGUGCGUUGAUCAAAACAAAUUCAAUAAAGCCAUUAAAAUAGCAAAUGAUGUGUUUGGUGAAUACUAUCAUAUGUUCGAUGAAUGCAUAAAUACACCAAUGUCGAAUCAAAGAUUUAUGGUGGACAAUCUCAACAGUUACAUCAAUGACUUUUCCAAAACGACAGUGGGUUACGCCCCCCUCUUCACCAGCAAUCGCAAAUUCUUCGCCAACAUGCUCAACACCGCCGCCUUCAAGAACAUGAUGGAAAAAGACAUUAACACAUUGCACUUAAACUACUUGGAGAAAAUGAAGUUCUGCGACGAGUCUGUUAUGGACCAGGAUAGUUUGAGACAGUUCUACGAUAAAGAAGUGGACCAAACUAAAUUAUAAUUUUUUAUAAAAUUAUUUAUUUAUUUAUUUAUUUAUUUAAAGCACGCCAACAAUAUGUGUAUUGUUGGCGUGCUUUAAAUAAAUACCAUUAAAAACAAUACAAUAUGCCACAAAAAAUCUGAUAUGUAUAUUAACGCUAGGCGCACAUAACAUUUUAUAUAAUUUCAUGUCAACACUUUCAUAAUAAUUAUAUGUCAAAUUAUAUAAUAUGUUGUGUAAUUUACUAGUUUAUUAACAUUAUCAACCCAUAUCAUU
Bicyclus anynana (squinting bush brown) is the source of this 726-nucleotide messenger RNA. RefSeq lists its product as uncharacterized. Lineage: Eukaryota; Metazoa; Arthropoda; Insecta; Lepidoptera; Nymphalidae. Bases 43 to 471 code for a protein of 142 amino acids. The record is from RefSeq and is a predicted model, not a curated record. The transcript has 3 exons.